Molecule: messenger RNA, 13597 nt
Organism: Cydia strobilella
Lineage: Eukaryota; Metazoa; Arthropoda; Insecta; Lepidoptera; Tortricidae
Gene: kl-2
Product: dynein axonemal heavy chain 2
Exons: 82
Coding region: 107-13573 (4488 amino acids)
Biological process (GO): cilium movement involved in cell motility
Cellular component (GO): axoneme; dynein complex; 9+2 motile cilium
Molecular function (GO): dynein light intermediate chain binding; ATP hydrolysis activity; dynein intermediate chain binding
Source: RefSeq, a predicted model, not a curated record
CGGAAAACAUGACAACCAUAAUGCAUUAGUGUAUUUUAAAUAAUUUACUAUAACUGUGAGUUAAAUAAGUGACAUUAAGUUAAUAGUGGUCAAUUAAUCUACCAAUAUGGGCGACGAAGGAAAAAAGAGACAGAAAGUCGCUUGGAGCGAUGACAUGAGCCAUGACUCUGAGGCCGAAAGAGAAAAGGAACGGCAAAUACUACUGGAGAAAGAACUAGCUGCCAAACUUAUAGAAAAACCGAAAUAUGAACCGGAAAAAUUACAACAGAUUAUAGAAUUAAUCAUGAAGAUGACAACUUUAUACGAUUUGAGAGAUUCCGACUGGACUGAUGACGUCAAGCAAGGCAUAGAAGAUUGGAUACUAGAAACAAAAGCUCUUAUGCUUUGCAUUUACUUUAGUGGAACUAAACUAAAGGCUACCAGUGAUAUGCCCUUUGCUCCAGUUUACGAUUUGACGUAUUUUCUCAGAAAGCCUGAUUUAAUUUUCCAGCCUGAAACGUUUCACGAAGAAAUAGUGUUUGGGUCAUUCGUGGACUCUGUAGAGUCUAAUCUAAUACAGAUUCUGGAAACGAUGUAUGCACCGCAUUUUUUCGCUAUUACCACGUGGCCCGAAAGCGUAAAAAGCGAGUUCUGCUCUCAGAUCCACACAUUCCUAGCCAAACUAACAGACAUGUACUUCAAGAUGCUCGGUCUGACCGUGCUGUACAUCCCUCGUGAGGGCCAACACCUGACCUUCGAGAAGGCCAGCACGGACCGGGAGCUGGUGAAGCGGCUGGAAGGCGUCGUGGUGUACUGGACGCAUCAGAUCAAGUCGUGCUUAGAGGACACGGCAUCAGUGGCUUCGCAAAAGGAGUUGUUGUGUCCCAGCGAUGAAUAUGACUUCUGGAUUUAUAGACAUGAAAACCUAAGCGCUCUUCUCUACCAGAUAAAAAAUCCAGCCGUCAGACAUAUAACUAAAAUCUUAGUUACAACACACUCUACCUUUAUCCACCAGUUCCAAGCACUUUGCGCCGAUAUCUUACAGAAAAUCAAAGAAGCUAAGUCGAACAUAGAAUACCUUCAGGUCAUCAAGCAGCCUUGCGCUGUGUUAGAGUGUGUAGUCGACCCAGAUGAAAUCUCGACACAUGUACCGCAUAUCAUAAACUUAUUCAGAUUUAUAUGGAUGGAAUCCCCAUAUUAUAGUUCAGAAACUAGAAUCACUAAUCUAUUCAAGGCUUUAAGCAACCAGAUCAUAAUUCUCUGCAGAAAUUACAUUAAUCUCAACGAUUUAUUUGACGGCGAGACAAAAAAGGCUUUGGGAGAAUUUAGUAAAUGCAUAGACUGUUGCAAGAAGUACAGAGAAAUAUACGACAUCAUGGCAGAAGCUCACAGUGAAAAAGUACCGAACUCAUGGAAUUUGGAUACUGGAUACAUCUUCAAUUAUAUAGACUCAUUUGUACAAAGGUGCUUUGAUAUGAUCGAUGUAUGUAAUUGCAUGAUUAUCUUUGGAAGAAUUGAUGAGUUGGAAGCGGUCCCGAAGCCUAUAUUCGGCGGCGCACGCGGCGAGCAGUUUGAACAAAAAUGCGCCCAGAUAGAGCAGAUGUUCCUUGACACGCUGCAAAAUGUGCGGGCAGUGUCAGCGACGAUCCUCGACGUGCAGGCUCCGUCGUGGUAUGACGAGAUACUGCAGUUCCGCACAGUCGUGAAAGACAUCGAGAUAAUAAUCGAGAACCUGGUAGAGACUGUGUUUGAGGGCGUCAACCAACUAGAAGAAGCGGUAGUGGCGCUCUUUUCUCUCAACAAUUACUCACGGAGAAAAAGCCUUAGACGAAUCUUCAAAAGAAAAACUGCGGAGGUGUGGAGCAUGUUCAGCGACGAAGUCCACGAAGCGAAGAAGGACAUGGUGGCGACGCGGAGCCAGCACCCUUCGGAGCUGCCGUCGUUCGCUGGCCGCGCCGCCGUGCUGCGGAUGCGGAAGAACCGCCUGGUCUACUUGAAGAAGGUGAUGACAGACGCGGCGUGGAUGAUGCCCUGCAGCAGCUCUGAAGACGUGAUUAUACACGUGAACAGGCUCAUGGGCGCCAUUGAUGUGGCCAUCAGAGAACUCUGGAUUUCCUGGACGCAUAAUUUGGAUGAGAAAUGUGCAAACGGCUUGAACAGAACAUUGAUGAGAAAAAGUGCCGAAAAUCCUGGUUUAAUGGAAUGUAACAUUGAUGUCAAUAUUUUAGAACUGUGCAAAGAAGCUUCACAUUGGGAGAAUUUGGGAAUGGAUAUACCUCAACAUGCUUAUGUUGUGUACGCAAAAAGUAAAUCUAUACUGUUUGUUUACGAGAGUGUGUUGUCUGUGACGAAGGGAUAUAACAAGAUCCUAGAUUCGCUCUCAUCUGACGAGCGACUGCUCUUCAAACCUUUAACGGUGGCAUGCGAGAAGAAAAUACAACCAGGAAUAUCCAAAUUGACUUGGACAUCAACCAUGUCAGACGCAUAUAUAGCAGAUUGUGUGGUUCAAAUUGGCGAAUUACGUGACUUUGUUAAUACAUACAAAAAUAGCAAUCUGAACAUAAUUAAAAUAAUGGAAAAAAUAUGUGACACUCCUUUAAUUGAGUUUGACAUUUAUAAUGUUUUCGAGAUAAAAGAUUUACGUCAUGAUAUCACAGACAUGGAAACUAAAGGAACUGAAAAAAAUCUGGAAAUGUAUAAAGAAAUUAUAAUAUAUUUAGUUAUAGUAUAUGAGGGAUUUGAAGCACAUAUCACUCAGAUGGCAGAACAUUGGAUUAAUUACGUCAGGAGGUUCGACCGUACAUUGGAAGACGCUUUACGAUUGUCAAUAAAAGCUACAAUGCAAAAUAUGUACAAAUGUGUUCACGGAGAUGGUACUAUGGCACCUUCUCCACUGAUUAAAAUGAAUCUAUACUUAACUGGUAAAAAUGUGACAUAUUUGCCAACAAGACACGAGGUUCAAUAUACAUUUAAUAAUAUUCUUGAAGGCAUCGUUAGCAUAAUGGACAGCAUCCCAAGGCUAUACGAAAAAUUUUCUUUACCAGCUAUGGGUUUAAAAAGAUUUUGUGAUGUCAUUAAAGUCGAUAAUGACUCUAAUAAACUACAAACAUUGAUAGACGAAGAAGUUCAAUUUAACAUAGGUCUAAUACAUGAACACAUGCGCAUGUGGGAACCAUACUCUUCUAUUUGGAAAGUAGACAAGGAUGAAUUUUUACUCAAAUACAGAGAAGAAAAUCAUACAGCAACUGAAUUUGAGGCACUCAUAAACAAUUACGGUGAUUUAGCGCAUCACGUACAAGUUCAAGAGACUGUUAAUCAGGUUCAUUUUAUAACUCUAAACUCGAGCAAUCUGAAGAAGUCCAUAAUAGAGCAUUGCAUGCGCUGGCAGCUCGUUUUGGGAGAUUUGUUGCGAAAAAUAACAGUGUGUGAUAUAGACGAAGUAUAUGCGUAUGUUGAAAAGUGUAGUGAAGAAGCUAUGCAGAUGCCUGCUGAUUUAAAAGAACUUGCGAGGUCCAUAGCAACUUAUGAACGUUUAAUGGGUGAUUUAUCCCGUAUGGAGAAAACUUUUCCACCGAUCACAGACAAGGUUCACACUUUAGCUAAGUUUGAAGUGGAGUUGAGUUCAGAUAUGGUUACUCGGCAUGAAGAAAUCCCCAUGAUUUGGGCAAAUUAUUUAGCUUUGCUUGAAGAGGCUAAAAAACAACUUGAAAUGAAUAAGGAUAAGUUUAAGGCUGAAUUAUUAGAACAAGCUGAGGAAUUUAAAGAAGCAGCCAAAGAAUUUUGUGACAACUUUUACCAAGCAGCACCCAUUAGUUCAGAUAUAACUGGUAAAGAUGCAUUGUCUCAGCUAAAGGCAUUUAGAGAUCAGUUAAAUGCACUUAGAGCACAGGAGCAAGAAAUUCGAGAUGGUCUUGCCGUAUUUAAUUUAACAACUCCAGUGAACUUGGAUCUGCAGAGAAUGGAAAAAGAACUAGAAAAGCUUGAGGAAGUUUGGGGUCUAGUUUUUCAGUGGGAAGAAUCUUGGGAGAAAUAUAAAACGCAGACUUUCUGGGAAAUGGAAACAGAUGAAAUGGAAGACAAUGUUAUGUUUUUAUUCAGGAAUUUCAACCGUCUCUCUCGACAACUGAAGGACAAGGGAUGGGACAUAAUAGAUACAACAAGAGUAAAAGUAGAUGCCUUUAGACGCACCUUGCCUCUUAUUGGGGACUUGAAGAACCCGUGCAUGAGAGAACGGCAUUGGGAUAGAAUUAGGACUUUGAUGGCAGUUGAAUUCGACCAGAACUCGGAAGAUUUUAAGCUGGAUUUAAUAAUGAAACUGAAUUUUCAAGCAUAUGCUGACGAAAUCGCAGAGAUUUCUAAAGCGGCAACAAUGGAAUUAAACAUUGAAAAUGGAUUAAAAGCGAUUCGAGAAAUUUGGAAAAAUACGACCUAUGAGAUGGCGCACCAUCGUGAUGAAAUAUAUAGGAUCAAAAAUGUUGAAGAUGUUAUGCAGUUCUUGGAAGAUCAUCAAGUCCAGUUGUCUUCGAUGAAGUCGACCAAAUAUGUGGAACCAUUUAUAAAAGAAGUGGAUUAUUGGGAAAAAUCUUUAGGUUAUGUAGCAGAGUGUAUUGAGAUAUCUUUACAAGUUCAACGGCGUUAUCUCUACCUCGAAACUAUAUUUGCUGGCGAAGAUAUAAGAAAACAACUUCCAAAAGAAGUAGUUAUUUUUGAUAACCUUACCGCUGAUUGGACAGAUAUUACUAAAAAUAUGUACGCUGGGAAAAACGCAGUAGAAGCAUGCCUAUUUAAGCCUGCACCAUAUGUUUACAACAAGCUAAACGGAAUGAUAGAAAACUUAGAUGGAAUAUUACGGUCCCUUGAAAAGUAUUUGGAAACCAAACGACAAAUAUUUCCAAGAUUCUAUUUUAUAUCGAACGAUGAUUUAUUAGAAAUUCUCGGAAAUUCGAAAAAACCGCAGUUGAUUCAAGUUCAUCUUAAAAAACUUUUUGACAAUGUUGUUAAGAUAAGAAUUGAUAAGAAUGCCCUAGGGCUGCCUGUGGCGAAAGCCAUGAUGUCGGAGGACGGAGAAUGCAUUGAGUGGAGGUACAACCUGGUGUUGGACGGGCCUGCAGAGGUGUGGCUGUUGGGGCUCGAGACUACUAUGAGAACCGUGCUGAGAGACAAUUUAAUUUUAACCCGCCUGGCGCUACGUAAAUGUAAAUACCAGCGAGAACAGUGGAUCAAUGAUUUUCCCGGGCAACUCGGGAUCACUUGCAGUAAGAUUAUGUGGACCUCAGACUGCACACGCACCCUCGCGCGAUGCGAACUCAUGAAGGAAAAAAAGCCCAUGAAGAAACUACGUAAAAAACAAAAUGUUAUACUCGCCACACUCCAGGGCAUGUCCCGAAAAGAGAUUCCGAAAAUAUUGAGAGCAAAGGUCAAUGCGCUGUGCGUUAUUGAGAUACACUCCAGGGAUAUGGUUGACAAGAUGUAUAAAACGGGAUGCAUGACGGUAUCAGCGUUUGAAUGGUUUUCCCAGCUGAAGUUCUAUUGGGACCGCGAGCGCGAAGAUUGCUAUAUCCGCCAGACGAACACAUGUUCUAUAUACACCUAUGAGUACAUUGGAAACUCUGGACGGCUUGUGAUUACGCCUUUAACUGACAGAUGCUACAUAACCCUCACUACAGCACUAAACCUUUUCCGAGGCGGCAGCCCUCAGGGCCCUGCCGGGACGGGCAAGACGGAAACCACUAAAGAUUUAGGACGUGCUUUGGCGCGAUGGGUCGUUGUCACCAAUUGUUCUGAUGGGCUGGACUACAAAUCUAUGGCCAAGUGCUAUUCAGGAAUAGCCCAAAGCGGCUGCUGGGGUUGCUUCGACGAGUUCAACCGCAUCAACAUCGAGGUGCUGUCUGUGGUGGCGCAGCAGAUCCUGGCGGUGUUGCUGGCGCUGUCACUGCAGCAGCGGCGGUUCUACUUCGAGGGCGCCGACAUCAAGCUGGAUCCCAACUGUGGGAUCUUUAUAACUAUGAACCCUGGCUAUGCCGGCCGAACAGAGCUCCCCGACAACCUGAAGUCCAUGUUCCGCCCCAUCGCCAUGUGUGUGCCCGACUGCCUUAUCAUAGCGGAGAUCACACUUUUCUCAGACGGCUUCACCGCGUACAAAGUAAAUGCUAAAAAAGUAUUCACGCUGUACCAGAUGUGCAUGCUGCAGCUCUCGAAGCAGAACCACUACGACUUUGGACUGCGGUCCAUGAUCGCGAUGCUGCGGUACGCCGGGGAAGUGAGACGCGCUCAUCCGAAUUUGCCAGAGGCAGAGAUGGUAAUCCUGGCGAUGCGCGACAUGAACGUGGCCCGGCUGACGGCCAAGGAUGUACCUCUCUUCGACGGCAUCAUGCAGGACAUCUUCCCGGACGUGGUGGUGCCCACGCUGGACUACGAGAUGUUGGAGGCGGCCAUCUCCGCGGAGAUGCGGCUUGUGAAUCUCCAGCCAACUAAGGCUGCCUUACAUAAGGUCAUACAGACGUUCGAAACUAAGAAUUCCCGACAUUCUAGCAUCCUCCUUGGCGACACAAACACCGCCAAGUCAGUGUCGUGGAAGAUCCUCGCAGCUACUAUCUCGCGGUGCAAGCGAGACCGCGUGCCGGGCUUCGAGAAUGUCCAAGUGCAACCCAUGAACCCAAAGGCUCUGACGCUCGGUGAGCUGUACGGCGAGUACAACCUAGCUACGGGCGAGUGGAAGGACGGCGUGCUGAGUAGCAUUAUGCGCACCGUUUGCCAAGACGAAUCCCCCGACCUGAAGUGGAUCAUAUUCGAUGGGCCCGUGGAUGCCAUCUGGAUCGAGAACCUCAAUUCCGUAAUGGACGACAAUAAGCUACUCACGCUUGUUAACAGCGAACGAAUCUCUAUGCCUGCUCAAGUGUCCAUUUUAAUCGAAACUUUGGACCUUGCGGUGGCGUCGCCAGCCACAGUGUCGCGCAACGGAAUGGUCUACAAUGAUUACAAGGAUUGGGGCUGGUGGCCCUUCGUAAACUCCUGGCUCGACACCGUCAGCGAUCCCGAGUACAAGGAGUUUCUUCGGCAACAUUUCCUGAACAUCCUGACGCCGGUGCUUGAGCUGAAGCGGGUGCAUCUGGUGGAGGGGCAGAGCGUGCGCGGGCAGGAGCUGACGGGCGUGCGAUCCAUGUGCCGCCUGUUGGGGCUGCUGCCGCCGCCCGUUCAGCCGCAGGGCGACGAGGAGGGCAACGAGGGCUUCUCCAAGAUGCGGUUUCUUUUUGCAAUGAUCUGGUCCAUCUGCGCCACGUUAGAAGACGAGCCUCGCCGCAAGCUGGACAAUUGGGUGCGCGAACACGAAGGCGUGUUCCCGCUGAAAGAUACCGUCUACGAUUAUUACGUGGACGAGCGAUUGCGUCAGUUCAAGCCGUGGGAAGACCGGCUGCCGGACAACUGGAGAUAUAACCCUGCCGCUGGUUUCCACAAUAUACUGGUGCCGACGGUGGAGUUUAUACGCGUGCAGCUGGUGGCUCUAGACAUGCUGAAGGCCGGGUACGGGGUGCUCGUGGGCGGACCUACGGGCACCGGCAAGACUUUCCUCAUCCAGGGGACCUUGGCCAGUUUGGAUCCUGCUAUAUAUAGCCAGCAAGUCAUAAACAUGUCUGCUCAGACCACAGCUGCUAAUGUGCAGGACAUCAUCGAGGCGAGGCUUGAGAAGCGAACCAAAGGGAACUAUGUGCCUGCUGGAGGCAAGAAAAUGAUCGCAUUCAUGGACGACAUCAACAUGCCGGUGCGUGACGCGUACGGCUCGCAGCCGCCGCUUGAGCUGGUCCGGCUGUGGCACGACUAUGGUUAUUGGUUUGAUCGGGAAAAACAGUGGAGGAAGAAUGUCAGAGGAAUGGUGCUGUGCGGCGCUGCGGGUCCUCCGGGUGGAGCGCGCUCGCACCUCCCCCCGCGGCUGUUGUCCUGUUUCCACGCGUUCUACCUCACCGCUCCCACGCAGCAGCAGCUUAUUAAGAUAUUCGGCACCAUGUUGUCGCAGCAUAUGCAGGAGUUUGACGAGGAGACGAAAGCUGUCGGUAAAGUAGUACUAGUUGGGACAAUAGACGUGUUUAACAAUGUUGUGGCGAAGUUACUGCCGACUCCGAGUAAGAUGCAUUAUCUCUUCAAUUUGCGAGACAUCUCCAAAAUAUUUCAGGGUCUGUUACGAAGCAAUAAAGAUUAUCAGAACACAAAAAGAAGUUUCCUGCGACUGUGGAUAUGCGAAUGCUUUAGAGUUUUUGGAGACCGCCUUACAGAAGAAAGGGAUCGCGACUGGUUCAUGGCGCACAUGGGUGACCAGCUAGGCAAACACUUUGAGCUGACCUUCCACGCCGUGUGCCCCACCAAGACCGCACCCAUCUUCGGCCACUUCCUCAACCCAUUCGAGGUGUAUGACGAUCUGGCUGAUCCCGAAGCUUUGAGAAAGUACAUAGCAAACCAGAUGGAGGAAUACAACAGCUGUCCAGGCGUGGUGAAGAUGGAUCUGGUGCUGUUUAAAGACGCCAUAGAGCAUAUUGUGAGGAUCGUCCGGGUCAUCUCGCAGCCCAGAGGGAAUAUGUUGUGUGUCGGGAUUGGUGGGUCGGGGCGUCAGAGCUUGACACGCGUAGCGUCUUACAUCUGCGAGUGCAACUCCUUCCAGGUGGUGGUCACUAAGACAUACGGUGUCAAGGACUUUAAGGAGGACCUAAAGACGCUUUAUACUGCAACGGGUGUGGACGCGAAGAAGACCACCUUCAUAUUUUCGGACACGCAGAUUGCGGAUGAAACCUUCACUGAAAUAGUUAACAACCUGCUUAGCAGCGGGGAAGUCACUAACUUAUUCAAGCCGGAUGAGUUCGAAGACAUAAAACAAGCAUUAGAGAAGCCAAUGAAGAACGCCAAUAUAAUGCAGACGAAUGAGGGAGUUUACCUGUUUCUGGUGGAACGAGUGCGCGCCAACAUGCGAAUCGUUCUGUGCUUCAGUCCCAUAGGAGAAGAAUUCAGAAAUCGCAUCCGCCAGUAUCCGGCGCUCAUUAAUGCUACCACGACCAACUGGUUCCUGGAGUGGCCGCGCGAAGCACUUCUCGAGGUCGCUUAUAAAUUUUUGGAAGGAGUGGAGUUGCUUGCUUCCAUCACUGGACCCAGGAUCCGCCGGAAGGAAUCAUUAGUGGAGAGCCGCGAAGAUGGUCUUCGAGCUAGUGUAGCGUCCAUCAUGUCACUGAUCCACUCCUCCGUGGGCCGCUACUCGAUCAAGAUGUAUAAUGAGACACGGCGCACCAACUACGUGACUCCAACUAAUUAUUUGGAGCUCGUGGCGGGAUACAAGGAAAUGCUAAAGAUGAAACGCCAUGAGAUUGCCUUACAAGCGAACAAGCUAAGAAACGGUUUAGGAAAAGUCGAAGAAACUACGAAACUUGUUGGACUGAUGUCAGAAGAACUUGCUGUGGCUAAGGUGCAAGUCGCGGAAUAUACAGAGCAAUGUAUAGAAUACAUGGGGGUGAUCAACGUGCAGCAACGCAACGCAGACGAGCAACAGCGUAGCGUGGCUGCUCGCAGCAAGAAAACACAAGAAGAGGAGGUCCAAUGCAAGAAGCUCGCAGAGGCGGCCAUGAGAGAUCUGGCUAGCGCUAUGCCCGCUCUGGAGGAAGCCGUCAAGGCCUUGGAUGCUCUAAAUAAGAAAGACAUCACAGAAGUAAAGUCUUACGCAAAACCGCCACAGAAAGUCGAAAUGGUUUUGGAGGCUGUGCUUAUACUGCUGCAGAAAGAGCCAACCUGGGCCGAAGCAAAGCGGCAACUGGGUGACCAAUAUUUCCUGGACCGACUCCGAGAGUUUGACAAAGACAACAUCUCAGAUAAGACCCUAAAGAAGAUAGGUACCUACACAAUCAAGCCAGACUUCGAUCCAGAGAUCGUGGGCACGGUGUCAGCUGCUGCCAAGUCGCUGUGUUUGUGGGUGAGGGCGAUUGAGAAGUAUGGAAAAGUAUACAAAAUUGUAAAACCAAAGAAGGAACGUCUAGAGGAGGCUCUGGAGUCCUUGCGCAUGAAACAGCAGAUUCUCGCUGAGGCUCGCGCUAAGCUGCGAGAACUGAGCGAGAUGCUGGCGCGACUCCAGGCGGAGUACGACGAGAAGUUGAAGCAGAAAGAAGAACUUGAGGAGAAGUCAAGGCAGCUGCUCCUCAAGCUGGAGAGGGCUGAGGCACUUAUUACUGGCUUGUCGGGCGAGAAAGAGCGCUGGGAGCUAACAGUGGAACGUUUGGACAAGGAGUUUGAUAAUUUGCCCGGAGACUGUCUCAUAGCUACAGGAUUCGUGGCUUACCUGGGACCCUUCGUGUCCGAAUACCGCGAGGCUCUUAUGAGCGACUGGUUUAUGGAGGUGUACAACGAACAGUUACCGGUGACAAUGGAUAUGACAAUGAAAUACUUCUUGUUGGACGAUGCCACACUAAGGGAAUGGAACACCAUGGGACUGCCAGAGGACAACUUCAGUGCAGAAAACGGCAUCAUAGUAGUGCGUGCCACAAGAUGGCCACUGGCAGUUGAUCCACAGGGGCAAGCACUCAUAUGGAUCUCUAGGCUUGAAGAAAAAAAUGAUAUACAGAUCGUGGAUUUUGGCCAACCAAAUUACUUGAAAAUAAUGGAGACUUGCCUAACCGAAGGCACACCAGUCAUAGUACAGGGUGUAGGCGAAAUAUUAGACCCGUCUAUAGCACCCAUUUUGGACAAGGCCAUCAUUAAGAUCGGCAACUCUAUGGUCAUCAAGUUCAAUGAGAAAAUGGUGUCCUACCAUGAUAAGUUCAAAUUGUACUUGACUACUAAAUUGGGUAACCCGACUUAUACCCCUGAAACCCUCACGAAGACGACGAUGGUGAACUUUGCCGUAAAAGAGCAAGGGUUGACGUCACAGCUGUUAAGUAUUGUGGUGCGGAAGGAGCGCCCGCAGCUCGAGAUUAUGAAGGACAAUCUUGUCACCACCAUCGCCAAUAACAAGAAGAUCCUUGUGGACCUGGAGAACGACCUUCUUCGCAUCAUGUACGAGUCCCAAGUACCCCUCCUGGAGAACGAAGAACUGUUUGUGACGCUGCAAACCUCGCAGCGGACCUCAUUGGAGGUGAAGGAGGCGCUUAUUACUUCGCAGGUCACUGAGAAGGAAAUCGACACUGCCAGACAGGGUUACGUGCCAGUGGCAGUACGUGCGUCCGUGCUGUUCUUCGCUCUAAACGACUUAUCCCGCAUCGACCCUAUGUACCAGUUCUCCUUGGACGCCUACAUCGACCUUUUCAACUACUCCAUCGACCGCAGCGCCAAAAACUCAGAGCUGGAGGAACGAAUCAACAACCUUAAUGAGUUCCACACCUAUUCUGUGUAUAAGAAUACGUGUCGAGCCCUCUUUGAGCGACACAAGCUGCUGCUCUCUUUCCACAUCGUUUCGCGCAUCCUGUUCCAAUCGGGCAAGAUGAAUUACAACGAGUACCUGUUUCUGCUGAAAGGUGGCGUCGUGCUGGACCGCUCCGAGCAACCAGACAAUCCAACUAAUUGGCUACCUGAUGAUUGCUGGGACAACUUAACCGAGAUGGAUAAGCUACCAGGCUUCCACGGCGUCAUCGAGUCCUUCGAGGUAUUCACCAAGGAGUGGAAGGAGUGGUACUUACACCCUGAGCCCGAAACUCAGCCGCUUUUAGGUGACUGGAACGACUCAAUGAACGACUUCCAACGCAUUCUCUGGAUUCGUUCAUUACGGGUGGACCGCGUGUCUGCUUGCAUUACUACUUUCAUCGUCAAUGUGCUGGGACCGCGCUAUGUAGAACCACCUGUUCUGGAUAUUAAGCAAUCCUGGGAGGAGUCAUCGUUUAAGACGUCGUUGCUCUUCGUGUUGUCUCCAGGCGUAGACCCCACGGCCGCACUGAUCCAGCUCGCCACGGAGAUGAAAAUGUUUGACAAGUUCCAGUCGCUCAGUUUGGGACAGGGCCAGGCACCAACUGCCGCCAGGAUGCUAGCUAGCGGCAUGAGGGAAGGCGGCUGGGUUUUUCUCGCUAAUUGUCACUUGGCGUGUGAGUGGCUCGGGUCGCUGCGUGGCCUAGACAACCCCAAGAUUCAUCCGAGAUUCCGCCUGUGGCUCUCUUCUAUGCCAGACGACAAGUUUCCGCUGCACGUGCUGCAGAGAAGCAUUAAGAUGACGACUGAACCGCCACAGGGUCUAAAAGGCAAUAUGGUCCGCUUGUUCUCAAACAUGAACGAGGACAAGUUCGACGAGGCCACGCCCAAGUACCGGAGACUGCUGUUCUGCGUGUCGUUCUUCCACUGUUCGCUUAUCGCCAGAAAGCGCUUCCGACAGCUCGGCUAUAACGCUGUUUACAGCUUUAAUGACGCGGACUUUGAUGUUUCCGAUAACCUGCUGGCCAACUAUCUGGAACAAUACGAAGAAGUCCCGUGGGAUGCUUUGCGAUAUCUGUUCGCGAUCAUCAACUAUGGAGGCCACAUCACUGACGACUGGGACAAACGCGUGCUUAUUGCUUAUAUCAACCAGUUCUUCUGCGAGGAGGCUCAUGAUGUACCUUUCUAUAGACUAGCGACCAUCCCCGCGUACCACAUACCCCGCGACGGCAGCCUGGAGUCGUACCGCGACUUCCUGGACUUGUGGCCGGGCUACGAGCGCGCAGAGUCUGUCGGCCAGCACGCCUCCGCCGACGUAGCCACGCUCGCUCAGGACGCCCUUAUAUUGUGCUCGACGUUGUUUUCUCUCGCUUCCACUGGCGGAGGAGGCGCAGGUGGUGGCGAAGAUCAGAAGGUUGACGAAUUGGCUCUGGAGAUGAUGACAAAGCUGCCACACAAAAUUGACGUGGAAACCACCGAGCGCAUGAUGGGUCCCGAAAUCGUGAUGCCAAUGUGCGUCUCUCUGCUGCAGGAGAUCGGCUACUUUAACGUUCUCAUCAACACCAUUGUGUCAGGACUUAAGGAACUGAGGCGCGCAAUUGAGGGACUGGUGGUCAUGUCAGAGAUGCUAGAGAUCAUGUAUAACUGCAUUUUCGAGGGUAAAGUGCCCACGUUCUGGCAGAAAGCUCGACCCUCCAUGAAGCCGCUAGGAUCGUGGUGCCGCGAGUUAUUCCUGCGCGGGGCGCACCUUACCGCGUGGGCCAACGCGCCUCGUGCCCCGCCCACACUGUGCUGGCUGCCGGCUCUGGUAGCCCCCACCGGCUUCCUCACCGCUGUAAUGCAGACAACUGCGCGCGGAGAAGGUUGGCCUAUAGAUACGCUGUGCUGGGAGUUCACGGUGAUGCCUAUGGAUGAGUCCUCAUUCGUGCGUCCGCCGCGGGAUGGCGGUGUCUACGUCAGAGGGCAGUACUUGGAAGGCGCGUCAUGGUUCCGCAAGGAUGGGUAUCUGCAGGAGCCGCUUCCUAUGCAGCUGGUGUUCCCCAUGACUCCCAUCCACUUCAAGCCGAUCCGCGCCACAGGCCGCAAGCUCCGAAAUCGAUACAUCUGCCCGUGCUACUACUACCCGAAGCGUAUGGGCGCUUUCGUGGUGGCUGUGGACAUGCCCUCCGGCAAGGAGAUUCCGGACUUUUGGGUGAAGCGCGGCACCGCGUUGCUCUGUACGCUUGCCACUUAGCAAUACAAGUGCGAUGUUUUAAUA